AAAAUGGCAAGCGAAAUGGGAAAUAAUAAAGAUUACAAUUUAAGACUUAUCGAUAUGCUCUACAGUCAAGUUCCAGCCUUCACCGAUGUAUUUGACGAAGAAACUUGGUAUAUUUUUGUCAUUUGUUUUGUAGCGGGUACUUUUCUAGUCGCAUUUAUUCUUUCGAGAUUUAUAACUAUAAAACCCAUUGAAUAACAUCAUGCAUAGCGAAUUCAAUUCACAAGAUGUCUUGUAUACUUUUUUGUAUUAUACUUUCUCUAGAUUUUCUAUAAAAUUAGUAUCAUCACAUCAAGUUUUCAUGCAUGUUACAACCAAAUUUUCCAAUCAAGUUUUAUUCUUAUUACAAUGAAAUAAAAUUUUGCG
Molecule: messenger RNA, 363 nt
Organism: Cataglyphis hispanica
Lineage: Eukaryota; Metazoa; Arthropoda; Insecta; Hymenoptera; Formicidae
Exons: 1
Coding region: 4-195 (63 amino acids)
Source: RefSeq, a predicted model, not a curated record